AAGAUUGCAGCAGAAUCCAGAGUUCGCAACGACUACUCGCAGCAUUUUGUCGAUACGAAAGCUGGCCAACUACCUGGAAAUGCUGUCCGAAACCCUUGGAAAGCAAGCCGGUUCGACGAAUACCCCAAGCUCAAGCGUCUGAUCAAUGCCAAGGCAGAUCUCCUGUCCAGCAUCUCACACCCUCCAGCAUACGUGCAAGCUGACUUGCUUCCCUCGACCAAACCAUCGCCCAUUCAGCCUUCGGCGCCUCGAGGACCUGAUGCACCCUUUCACCUGUCAAGUCUUCUUCCAAUCAAGUACGAUGCCGUCAUCAUCGACCCUCCCCUGGAGUCAUACGAGUGGGAGGGCGUCGCCAGGAGUGGAUCGUCUGCCAACGAAGUGUGGAGCUGGGACCAGAUCGCAGCGCUGCCAAUACCCCAGAUUAUGGCAAAGGAAAGCUUCAUAUUCCUCUGGGUCGGCAGCGGCGCUUCAGAUGGCCUGGAAAGGGGCAGAGAGGUAUUGUCUCGAUGGGGCUACCGCCGAAGCGAAGAUAUCGUUUGGGUCCAAACGAAUCACGAAGCCGUGAAAGGACAGACCAACCUCUCUCGGAGCCCCACUGCAUCGGUAUUUAGGUCAUCCAAGCAGCAUUGUCUGAUGGGGAUCCGUGGAACCGUGCGGCGCAGAGACGAUACGCGCUUUGUCCACUGCAACAUCGAUACAGAUGUCAUCGUCUGGGAGGGAGACGCUGACGAAAGCUUUGACGCUCGGGCCAAGCCGCCAGAGCUGAUGGAUCUCGUCGAGAACUUUUGCCUUGGUACGAGAAGGCUCGAGCUCUUUGGCAGAAACCGUAACCUACGAAGGGGCUGGUUGACUGUGGGAAAAGACGUAGGCCCCGAUCGCCCAGGCCGCGCUUCGGACGAAGCCCCACAUGCCUACGAGAAGCAGUGGUACGAUUCCUUUUUUGGUGUCGACAGGGUCGGAGCCACACUGAUUGAGCGGCGCAACCUCGUCCCGUUUUCCGAGGAGAUUGAUCGACUUCGACCUAAGAGCCCUCACUACAAGCGGGGAGAGCCGACAUCCACCCCUCCCACCUCGUCUGGGCCUCUGCCUCCUAGCGCGCUCGGCCUCGAAUCGCCUAGCACGCCGUCGCAAAUACUUCGCAGUCCUCUGGUAUCCUCUCGUUCGCACCAGCAGCAUCAAGUCCUCCGACCGGGCGGAGCAGGCUUUUCGGGCCUUGGAGCGGGCGGCCCAACUAUUGUGAGCGUUCCAAGUGGAAGCGAGAACCUGAGCGGACCACAAGCGAGCGUCCUGCUGGCUCAAGCUCAGGCCCAAGCUCAGGAGGCGGCUGCAGCUUCCAAUUCCGCCGGAGGCCAAGGCUCCAGUGCCACGGCGAGGCGCGGUGGAGGAGCUGCGACAACUUCGACGUCUGGCUUUGUGAGGCCACCGCACCGAAAGCAUUAAGAUGGGUUUUAGAUGCUAUUCUCUCUCGCUUUAUCCUCGUCUCAGAGGCGCAUCGUUGCACUUCUCCUGUAUUUGUAAUAGCAGCCGCUCUGCACUUCUGACACAUAGAACACACAACCCUCCUCCCGCCCCUCUUCUUCUGCGUCGCACUGUAUUUACUACUCUUAGCAGCACGCACGUCGCUGCAUACGUUUCUCUGGCACCGAUCCUCAUACGCCCUUGCUCCGACACCACAAAUAUCAAAGGAAUGCUAUCCAUCAUUGC
Messenger RNA from Acaromyces ingoldii, 1704 nucleotides. Its product is annotated as MT-A70-domain-containing protein. Bases 424 to 1440 code for a protein of 338 amino acids. The transcript is spliced from 3 exons. Lineage: Eukaryota; Fungi; Basidiomycota; Exobasidiomycetes; Exobasidiales; Cryptobasidiaceae. The record is from RefSeq and is a predicted model, not a curated record. Gene Ontology annotation, molecular function: mRNA binding. Gene Ontology annotation, cellular component: RNA N6-methyladenosine methyltransferase complex; nucleus.